CAGCAGAAUGCAUUGAAAGCAGCACAACAAAAAGCCGUCCGGUACAGCCAUUAUUUCUUGGUAAAGCCGGAACGUACCGGACGUGAUCAGUGGUGAAUCGUGCCUAACCGUUUUUAUUUAAUUAUUUUGUCCCAACACAGUUAGCGGUCGUAAAAAACGGUGCAAGCCAUUAAAACUGUCCCCUACGCAGUUCACAGCAUACAUGCAACACACACGAAGCUGUGUGGAAUGAAGGAAGAGUGAGACGGGAAUGAAGGUUUAUGUUUCAAAGGUUCACAAAAUAAUACCAUGAAGGAAGAGUUCGAAGAUGUGUGGAGCAACGAUGCUGGCCGGAGCAAUGCGCCAAAGGAAGAGCAAGAGCCACACGAAGAACCGGCUGAAAACCCAUCGACAGUGUUGAACGAUUGUCUGCAGCGGUUUGCCAAUAUGGACUACAUCAUGGAGCCGGGUAUCUUUGGCCAGCUGAAGCGCUACUUCCAGGCGGGCGGAACACCGGAACAAGUUAUCUAUCAGCUGUCUGCGAACUAUGUGGCCGUUGCCCAGAUGGCGAACCUGCUCGCCGAAUGGCUUAUCAUGGCGGGCGUGCGCGUCACGGAUGUGCAGGCAAUGGUGGAGAACCAUCUGAAGGAUAUGAUACUGAAGACGUUCGAUCCGAAGAAGGCGGAUAAAAUUUUCACCGAGGAAGGCGAAACACCCGGCUGGCUGACGGAGAUGAUCGAACAUCAUACGUGGCGUUCGUUGAUUUACCGGCUGGCGGAAGAGUAUCCGGAGUGUUUGAUGCUGAACUUUACCAUUAAGCUUAUCUCGGACGCUGGCUUCCAGAGCGAGAUUACUUCCAUCUCGACCGCCGCCCAACAGAUAGAGGUGUUUUCGCGCGUGCUCAAGACGGCGAUUGCCAAGUUUCUGAGCCACCCGGAGGAUUGGCAGAGCGCGAUCGAUGAGGUGGCCAAGAUGGUGUGCCACGGGCAGUAUACCUAUUUGUACAGUCAGGUGCUGAUACAGGUACUGUCGCAGGAACCGAAGGGUGGAUUCAUCAUGAAGCGGCUUUCGCAGGAAAUCACCAAAUAUGCGCUGAAAAACAAUCACAAUGUUACGCCCAUCACGAUGGCUCUGAACGGGUCGUCGCGUCAUCCACAGGCCUGCGAAGCGCUUACCUCGAUGCUGUCCCGCAACACACUCAACCCAGCCGACAUAACCGUGCUGUACCGGAACUACACCUCACCCGAGCCGCCACCGAUCGAUUUGAUCCGCAAUCCCCAGUUUCUCGAUCUGCUCGUCGACUCCCUGUUCAAGGUGGGCACAAAGAUUAACCAGGAGCACAAGUCGAAGUACAUCUAUCUGCUCGGUUACGCCGCGAGCGUAAGCGAGAUCCCGACCAAGAAAGGCCAACCGAAGGGCCAUCGGGUGUUGAACAAGGACGAUCUAAAAGCAACGAUCAUUGCGAUCGAGAAGGUGCACGCGAUCUGUAACGUGAGCCGCGGUUCGAGCGAGCUGAUCGGUGACAUCUCCACCUUGUACAACUGCAUCCGGUUUCCGGUGGUUGGGGUGGGCGUUAUCCGCUGGGUCGAGAACACCGUCACCGAACCGUCCUACUUCAAGCUCUGCACCGAAAGCUGUCCGCUGCAUCUCGCACUGCUGGACGAGGUGGCCUGCGUACAUACGUCGCUGCACGACCAGAUCCUGCGGCUGCUGGUGCGGUUGUUCGAGUCGAAGCAGGACGAGCUGGAAAUUUUGGUGCAGCUCGAGCUGAAGAAGAUGCUGCUCGAUCGGAUGGUGAAUCUGUUGGCACGGGGAUGUGUCGUGCCGGUGGUGAAGUACAUCAGCCAGUGCUGUACCAAGGGCGACACGGACAUUUCGCUGAUUCGGUACUUUGUGACGGAGGUGCUUGAAACGGUCACGCAUCCGUACUCGAGCGAGUUCGUGCAGCUGUUUCUACCGAUGGUGGAAAACGAAGAAAUUACGGGCUCGAUGCGGGGCGAAGGUGAUAACGAUCCGGUUUCGGAGUUUAUCGUUCACUGCAAAGCACACUACACGACACUGUAGGCAGGAAGAAGGAAUGCAUGAUUUCUACGUAUUAUGGUGCCAAGGAACUCCUGCACGUUGGCCAAGGAUGAUUCAAUUUCAUCUUCCGCAUCGUUGAUGUUAUCGUAGCUUUCUAUAUUGUCACAAUCAUCGGAAAUUAACCAGUCGAUGAUAAUUUCUGCUGCUUCAACUUCUUCAUCAAACGAAUGAUGGCUAAUUGGUUCCGGAUCUGGAAUGCAAAAGAUGGAUAUUAAUAUUGCAAUUAAAUAUGCUUUCAUGUAGUCAAUCUUGUUCUUACCUUCAUACGUGGUUGCUACAGGAAUGAUGUUAGCACCGAAUGAACUGCUCUCGCCAAAUAAUUCUGCCUCUAGUUUAGCGUUAUUAGCUUAGAUAAUCUUGCUGGUUUGGCCGGUUCGACGCAUUCUUUUGACCGACAUUGUUACACUUCGAACAAUACUACAAGGAAUGUACUUGAGAAAUGUAAGCAAUCUGAGUCAUUUAAUCGCAAACGUAUGUAAGUUGCUUGAUAAUUAACGCAAAGCUAGAAAAAAAUCCCCACACACUUGUUAACUAUGUUUUUCACUUAGGAAGUUUCUAACACUGUCACGCGCACAGAUAAAAACACCGAUUGUAGCGAUAACUCGAACCGAAUGAACACGAAAACGACAUUUGCAUAUGUAUAUAACCAACGACCAACAAAUAGAAUAGUAGAAUUUGGUAUAUGCUAUCGUAGGUAUCGGAUGAAGAAUUGUUUACAUUUAUUAGUUGUGUAAUUUAGGUACAUGAUUUAGGUACAUGUUUCCCUCCUUACCAAUUGACAUUAUGGUAGGUAGAAGAAAAGUUUUACAACAACAAAUGUUAGCAACAGCUAGUAACGCGUAUAUACAUAGAUAUGAGUUGUAUAAUCUUACCUCUUCGAUAUGUAUAAUAUAUGUUGACCUAGCCGUGCAAGAAAGAAGACGUUGACUAGGAAUGACGUUGUUCGACUAUCCUAGUCUUUAAAUAAAAAUAUUCGUCACUCAGUUCAUUAAAUUAAGUGUCACUCAGCAAUUCAAACACAUGACUCAUAGAGUUGUUGUACCGCUUGGCUUUGCAUGAUCUUGCAGUACUUGGUGUUUGUUGGGCAUCACUACUCUCAGAAGUAUGAAGUUGUUCGACUAUCCGAGUCUUUAAAUAAAAAUAUUCGGCACUCAGUUCAAUAAAUUAUGUGUCACUCAGCAAUCCAAACACAUGACUCAUAGAGUUGUUGUACCGCUUGGCUUUGCAUGAUCUUGCAGUACUUGGUGUUUGUUGGGUAUCACUACUCUCAGAAGUAUGACGUUGCUCAACUAUCCGAGUCAACUAUAUAAAAAUAUUCGUCACUCAGUUCAUUAAAUUAAGUGUCACUCAGCAAUCCAAACACAUGACUCAUAGAGUUGUUGUACCGCUUGGCUUAGCAUGAUCUUGCAGUACUUGGUGUUUGUUGGGUAUCACUACUCUCAGAAGUAUGACGUUGUUCGACUAUCCGAGUCUUUGAAUAAAAAUAUUCGUCACUUAGUUCAUUAAAUUAUGUGUCACUCAGGAAUCCAAACACAUGACUCAUAGAGUUGUUGUACCGCUUGGCUUAGCAUGAUCUUGCAGUACUUGGUGUUUGUUGGGUAUCACUACUCUCAGAAGUAUGACGUUGUUCGACUAUCCGAGUCUUUGAAUAAAAAUAUUCGUCACUUAGUUCAGUAAAUUAUGUGUCACUCAGGAAUCCAAACACAUGACUCAUAGAGUUGUUGUACCGCUUGGCUUUGCAUGAUUUUGCAGUACUUGGUGUUUGUUGGGCAUCACUACUCUCAGAAGUAUGAAGUUGUUCGAUUAUCCGAGUCUUUAAAUAAAAAUAUUUGUCACUCAGUUGAUUAAAUUAUGUGUCACUCAGCAAUUCAAACACAUGACUCAUAGAGUUGUUGUACCACUUGGCUUUGCAUGAUCUUGCAGUACUUGGUGUUUGUUGGGUAUCACUACUCUCAGAAGUAUGACGUUGCUCAACUAUCCGAGUCAACUAUAUAAAAAUAUUCGUCACUCAGUUCAAUAAAUGAAGUGUCACUCAGGAAUCCAAACACAUGACUCAGAGUUGUUGUACCGCUUGGCUUUUCAUGAUCUUGCAGUACUUGGUGUUUGUUGGGUAUCACUACUCUCAAAAGUAUGACGUUGAUCAACUAUCCGAGACUUUAAAUAAAAAUAUUCGUCACUCAGUUCAUUAAAUUAAGUGUCACUCAGGAAUCCAAACACAUGACUCAUAGAGUUGUUGUGCCGCUUGGCUUUGCAUGAUCUUGCAGUACUUGGUGUUUGUUGGGUAUCACUACUCUCAGAAGUAUGACAAUGUUCGGCUAUCCGAGUCUUUGAAUAAAAAUAUUCGUCACUCAGUUCAUUAAAUUAAGUGUCACUCAGGAAUCCAAACACAUGACUCAUAGAGUUGUUGUACCACUUGGCUUUGCAUGAUCUUGCAGUACUUGGUGUUUGUUGGGUAUCACUACUCUCAGAAGUAUGACGUUGCUCAACUAUCCGAGUCAACUAUAUAAAAAUAUUCGUCACUCAGUUCAUUAAAUUAAGUGUCACUCAGCAAUCCAAACACAUGACUCAUAGAGUUGUUGUACCGCUUGGCUUUGCAUGAUCUUGCAGUACUUGGUGUUUUUUGGGUAUCACUACUCUCGGAUGAAUGACGUUGUUCGACUAUCCGAGUCUUUAAAUAAAAAUAUUCGUCACUCAGUUCAUUAAAUUAAGUGUCACUCAGGAAUCCAAACACAUGACUCAUAGAGUUGUUGUGCCGCUUGGCUUUGCAUGAUCUUGCAGUACUUGGUGUUUGUUGGGUAUCACUACUCUCAGAAGUAUGACGUUGCUCAACUAUCCGAGUCAUCUAUAUAAAAAUAUUCGUCACUCAGUUCAUUAAAUUAAGUGUCACUCAGGAAUCCAAACACAUGACUCAUAGAGUUGUUGUACCGCUUGGCUUUGCAUGAUCUUGCAGUACUUGGUGUUUGAUGGGUAUCACUACUCUCGGAUGAAUGACGUUGUUCGACUAUCCGAGUCUUUAAAUAAAAAUAUUCGGCACUCAGUUCAAUAAAUUAAGUGUCACUCAGCAAUCCAAACACAUGACUCAUAGAGUUGUUGUACCGCUUGGCUUUGCAUGAUCUUGCAGUACUUGGUGUUUGUUGGGUAUCACUACUCUCAGAAGUAUGACGUUGCUCAACUAUCCGAGUCAACUAUAUAAAAAUAUUCGUCACUCAGUUCAUUAAAUUAAGUGUCACUCAGCAAUCCAAACACAUGACUCAUAGAGUUGUUGUACCGCUUGGCUUUGCAUGAUCUUGCAGUACUUGGUGUUUGUUGGGUAUCACGCCUCUCGGACGAAUGACGUUGUUCGACUAUCCUAGUCUUUAAAUAAAAAUAUUCGUCACUCAGUUCAUUAAAUUAAGUGUCACUCAGCAAUUCAAACACAUGACUCAUAGAGUUGUUGUACCGCUUGGCUUUGCAUGAUCUUGCAGUACUUGGUGUGUGUUGGGCAUUACUACUCUCAGAAGUAUGACGUUGUUCGACUAUCCGAGUCUUUGAAUAAAAAUAUUCGUCACUUAGUACAGUAAAUUAUGUGUCACUCAGGAAUCCAAACACAUGACUCAGAGUUGUUGUACCGCUUGGCUUUGCAUGAUCUUGCAGUACUUGGUGUUUGUUGGGUAUCACUACUCUCAAAAGUAUGACGUUGAUCAACUAUCCGAGUCUUUAAAUAAAAAUAUUCGUCACUCAGUUCAUUAAAUUAAGUGUCACUCAGCAAUCCAAACACAUGACUCAUAGAGUUGUUGUACCACUUGGCUUUGCAUGAUCUUGCAGUACUUGGUGUUUGUUGGGCAUCACUACUCUCAGAAGUAUGACGUUGUUCGGCUAUCCGAGUCUUUAAAUAAAAAUAUUCGUCACUCAGUUCAUUAAAUUAAGUGUCACUCAGCAAUCUAAACACAUAACUCAUAGAGUUGUUGUACCGCUUGGCUUUGCAUGAUCUUGCAGUACUUGGUGUUUGUUGGGCAUCACUUCUCUCGGAUGAAUGACGUUGUUCGACUAUCCGAGUCUUUAAAUAAAAAUAUUCGGCACACAGUUCAAUAAAUUAAGUGUCACUCAGCAAUCCAAACACAUGACUCAUAGAGUUGUUGUACCGCUUGGCUUUGCAUGAUCUUGCAGUACUUGGUGUUUGUUGGGUAUCACUACUCUCAGAAGUAUGACGUUGAUCAACUAUCCGAGUCUUUAAAUAAAAAUAUUCGUCACUCAGUUCAUUAAAUUAAGUGUCACUCAGGAAUCUAAACACAUGACUCAUAGAGUUGUUGUACCACUUGGCUUUGCAUGAUCUUGCAGUACUUGGUGUUUGUUGGGUAUCACUACUCUCGAACAAAUGACGUUGUUCGACUAUCCGAGUCUUUGAAUAAAAAUAUUCGUCACUCAGUUCAUUAAAUUAAGUGUCACUCAGCAAUCUAAACACAUGACUCAUAGAGUUGUUGUACCGCUUGACUUUGCCUUUUCUUGCAGUACUUGGUGUGUGUUGGGCAUUACUACUCUCGGAUGAAUGACGUUGUUCGACUAUCCGAGUCUUUAAAUAAAAAUAUUCGUCACUCAGUUCAUUAAAUGAAGUGUCACUCAGGAAUCCAAACACAUGACUCAUAGAGUUGUUGUACCACUUGGCUUUGCAUGAUCUUGCAGUACUUGGUGUUUGUUGGGUAUCACUACUCUCAGAAGUAUGACGUUGUUCGGCUAUCCGAGUCUUUAAAUAAAAAUAUUCGUCACUCAGUUCAUUAAAUUAAGUGUCACUCAGCAAUCUAAACACAUGACUCAUAGAGUUGUUGUACCGCUUGGCUUUGCAUGAUCUUGCAGUACUUGGUGUUUGUUGGGCAUCACUUCUCUCGGAUGAAUGACGUUGUUCGACUAUCCGAGUCUUUAAAUAAAAAUAUUCGGCACACAGUUCAAUAAAUUAAGUGUCACUCAGCAAUCCAAACACAUGACUCAUAGAGUUGUUGUACCGCUUGGCUUUGCAUGAUCUUGCAGUACUUGGUGUUUGUUGGGUAUCACUACUCUCAGAAGUAUGACGUUGAUCAACUAUCCGAGUCUUUAAAUAAAAAUAUUCGUCACUCAGUUCAUUAAAUUAAGUGUCACUCAGCAAUCUAAACACAUAACUCAUAGAGUUGUUGUACCGCUUGGCUUUGCAUGAUCUUGCAGUACUUGGUGUUUGUUGGGCAUCACUUCUCUCGGAUGAAUGACGUUGUUCGACUAUCCGAGUCUUUAAAUAAAAAUAUUCGGCACACAGUUCAAUAAAUUAAGUGUCACUCAGCAAUCCAAACACAUGACUCAUAGAGUUGUUGUACCACUUGGUUUGCAUGAUCUUGCAGUACUUGGUGUUUGUUGGGUAUCACUACUCUCAGAAGUAUGACGUUGUUCGGCUAUCCGAGUCUUUGAAUAAAAAUAUUCGUCACUCAGUUCAUUAAAUUAAGUGUCACUCAGCAAUUCAAACACAUGACUCAUAGAGUUGUUGUACCGCUUGGCUUUGCAUGAUCUUGCAGUACUUGGUGUUUGUUGGGUAUCACUACUCUCAGAAGUAUGACGUUGUUCGACUAUCCGAGUCUUUGAAUAAAAAUAUUCGUCACUCAGUUCAUUAAAUUAAGUGUCACUCAGCAAUCUAAACACAUGACUCAUAGAGUUGUUGUACCGCUUGACUUUGCCUUUUCUUGCAGUACUUGGUGUGUGUUUGACAUUACUACUCUCGAAUGAAUGACGUUGUUCGAAUAUCCGAGUCUUUAAAUAAAAAUAUUCGUCACUCAGUUCAUUAAAUUAAGUGUCACUCAGGAAUCCAAACACAUGACUCAUAGAGUUGUUGUGCCGCUUGGCUUUGCAUGAUCUUGCAGUACUUGGUGUUUGUUGGGUAUCACUACUCUCAGAAGUAUGACGUUGCUCAACUAUCCGAGUCAUCUAUAUAAAAAUAUUCGUCACUCAGUUCAUUAAAUUAAGUGUCACUCAGGAAUCCAAACACAUGACUCAUAGAGUUGUUGUACCGCUUGGCUUUGCAUGAUCUUGCAGUACUUGGUGUUUGUUGGGUAUCACUACUCUCAGAAGUAUGACGUUGUUCGGCUAUCCGAGUCUUUGAAUAAAAAUAUUCGUCACUCAGUUCAUUAAAUUAAGUGUCACUCAGCAAUUCAAACACAUGACUCAUAGAGUUGUUGUACCGCUUGGCUUUGCAUGAUCUUGCAGUACUUGGUGUUUGUUGGGUAUCACUACUCUCGGAUGAAUGACGUUGUUCGACUAUCCGAGUCUUUAAAUAAAAAUAUUCGUCACUCAGUUCAUUAAAUGAAGUGUCACUCAGGAAUCCAAACACAUGACUCAUAGAGUUGUUGUACCACUUGGCUUUGCAUGAUUUUGCAGUACUUGGUGUUUGUUGGGUAUCACUACUCUCAGAAGUAUGACGUUGUUCGGCUAUCCGAGUCUUUGAAUAAAAAUAUUCGUCACUCAGUUCAUUAAAUUAAGUGUCACUCAGCAAUUCAAACACAUGACUCAUAGAGUUGUUGUACCGCUUGGCUUUGCAUGAUCUUGCAGUACUUGGUGUUUGUUGGGUAUCACUACUCUCAGAAGUAUGACGUUGUUCGACUAUCCGAGUCUUUGAAUAAAAAUAUUCGUCACUCAGUUCAUUAAAUUAAGUGUCACUCAGCAAUCUAAACACAUGACUCAUAGAGUUGUUGUGCCGCUUGACUUUGCCUUUUCUUGCAGUACUUGGUGUUUGUUGGGCAUCACUACUCUCGAAUGAAUGACGUUGUUCGAAUAUCCGAGUCUUUAAAUAAAAAUAUUCGUCACUCAGUUCAUUAAAUUAAGUGUCACUCAGGAAUCCAAACACAUGACUCAUAGAGUUGUUGUGCCGCUUGGCUUUGCAUGAUCUUGCAGUACUUGGUGUUUGUUGGGUAUCACUACUCUCAGAAGUAUGACGUUGCUCAACUAUCCGAGUCAUCUAUAUAAAAAUAUUCGUCACUCAGUUCAUUAAAUUAAGUGUCACUCAGCAAUUCAAACACAUGACUCAUAGAGUUGUUGUACCGCUUGGCUUUGCAUGAUCUUGCAGUACUUGGUGUUUGUUGGGCAUCACUACUCUCGGAUGAAUGACGUUGUUCGACUAUCCGAGUCUUUAAAUAAAAAUAUUCGUCACUCAGUUCAUUAAAUUAAGUGUCACUCAGGAAUCCAAACACAUGACUCAUAGAGUUGUUGUACCGCUUGGCUUUGCAUGAUUUUGCAGUACUUGGUGUUUGUUGGGCAUCACUACUCUCAGAAGUAUGAAGUUGUUCGACUAUCCGAGUCUUUAAAUAAAACAAUUUGUCACUCAGUUCAUUAAAUUAUGUGUCACUCAGGAAUCCAAACACAUGACUCAUAGAGUUGUUGUACCACUUGGCUUUGCAUGAUCUUGCAGUACUUGGUGUUUGUUGGGUAUCACUACUCACGGAUGAAUGACGUUGUUCGACUAUCCGAGUCUUUAAAUAAAAAUAUUCGUCACUCAGUUCAUUAAUUAGGUGUCACUCAGGAAUCCAAACACAUGACUCAUAGAGUUGUUGUGCCGCUUGGCUUUGCAUGAUCUUGCAGUACUUGGUGUUUGUUGGGUAUCACUACUCUCAGAAGUAUGACGUUGUUCGGCUAUCCGAGUCUUUGAAUAAAAAUAUUCGUCACUCAGUUCAUUAAAUUAAGUGUCACUCUGCAACUUGGUCCUUUACGUCUUGUUGUUAGUGCGUUAGUGACUUGUUCCCUCUGGACAAGUCAGAGACAGACCCAUAAAAAAGGAUCGCCCACGCGAUCUCACGGUCCAGCACCAUAAACAGAUAAGAAAACGUCGCUUCAAGGUUCGGGAUACGCCCGACGCUAUAGGUUUAUAUUACUUCAGGUAGAAAGAGGUGCUAUAUAUCUUUUCAACUUUUCCUUUCAUUCUAACAACCUAAUUUUCGGGAUUAUUUUAGUAUAUAAUAAAGUACAUAAGAGGUUAUAAAUUUUGCCUUUGACAGCAAUUCUUUUCUUUGCACGGACUUUCCAUAAUGUGGAAACUACGUACACUCCAAAUGCCGAUAGAGAAGAAGAUAGGCUUUCCAAAUCGUUUACAAGCGGAUUACCUACACCUUCUUGGCUGGUUAAUUGAUGCUAACGGAUCACUUGUCGUUAGUUCCUUGGUGAUGGAUUUCAAACAGGAGGACACUACUGUACCUCUAUUUAUUCGACUAUCGCAUUAGCGGUACUCUCUAGAUUAUUGAGCGUCUUCCGCGAUUUUGUAAAAAGUUGUAGCUCGUUUGGCCUUUACACGCGGAUACACAUGGCUCAUAGAGUUGUUGUACCACUUGGUUUUGCAUGAUCUUGCAGUACUUGGUGUUUGUUGGGUAUCACGCCUCUCGGACGAAUGACGUUGUUCGACUAUCCUAGUCUUUGAAUAAAAAUAUUCGUCACUCAGUUCAUUAAAUUAAGUGUCACUCAGCAAUUCAAACACAUGACUCAUAGAGUUGUUGUACCGCUUGGCUUUGCAUGAUCUUGCAGUACUUGGUGUUUGUUGGGUAUCACUACUCUCAGAAGUAAGACGUUGUUCGACUAUCCGAGUCUUUAAAUAAAAAUAUUCGUCACUCAGUUCAUUAAAUUAAGUGUCACUCAGCAA
Molecule: messenger RNA, 10675 nt
Organism: Anopheles stephensi (Asian malaria mosquito)
Lineage: Eukaryota; Metazoa; Arthropoda; Insecta; Diptera; Culicidae
Product: negative elongation factor D-like
Exons: 5
Coding region: 289-2043 (584 amino acids)
Biological process (GO): negative regulation of transcription elongation by RNA polymerase II
Cellular component (GO): nucleus; NELF complex
Molecular function (GO): RNA binding
Source: RefSeq, a predicted model, not a curated record